Molecule: messenger RNA, 2354 nt
Organism: Cladophialophora immunda
Lineage: Eukaryota; Fungi; Ascomycota; Eurotiomycetes; Chaetothyriales; Herpotrichiellaceae
Exons: 1
Coding region: 1-2016 (671 amino acids)
Source: RefSeq, a predicted model, not a curated record
AUGGCGUUUUUACCCCGGUUGCGAACCAGUGCGCAGACAUGUCUCUGCAUAUGCCUUGGUCUCGCUGCGCUGCACCCAGCGGUGUCCGCCCAACAGAUCCCGCUCAAAUCCUCCGUACAUGAGCCGCCCAGCUUCGACUUCACAUCCACUGCUCCUCACAUCUUCUCCUCACUUCGAUAUCUGUUGGAGCAGUGGCCCAACACGUACAUUCCGAACGGACACUCGAUUGUGCCGUGCGAGAUUCCGGCUUUUACAAACCUCUACCAUGGAAGACGAGAUGAGAAACUCCCCUCGAGCCCGGAGUGGUUCGCGUUCGACGCCGAAAUGUCCUACGGCAUCAUGGGCUCCAGCCGGAAUUCGCACCUACUAACGUACCAGAACGUCAGGCCGGUCCAGUGUCUGUAUUUCGACGGCAUGUCCGCGGCGCUGAUGGGCACGGGGCCGCUGGACUCGCAGAUGGUGUUCUUGUGCGGCAACACGACCUGCUCCGAGGGCGCCAAUGGGACGUGGCAUAGUCUCUUUGACGAGUACGCUCGUGCCAUGGCGCUGUGUGAGUGGGUGCAGAAGAACGAGCUGGGCGGGUUGGGUUGGGGCAUCGAGGGCAUCGUUCGGAUGAAUGCCGGUUUCGAGAUCAUCUGGUGCAACUUCACCAGCCCGAGCUUACGGCGAGUUAGCCACGUCAAUGUUUCCGUGCCGUUACUACCUGAGAGUUUCAGAGACGACGUCUUGAUUGGUGAAGCGGCGUUAAUGGAAUGGCUCAUGCUCCCUGGGAUGCUGGCCACGCGAACGAGCGCUGCUCCGUCAACCUCAGGUCGCGGUCCAGCAUCGGAGAUCCCAACAGGAGGCCCAGACAUGCCUCUCCCGCCGAACUGGCGGAGCAAGGCCGAGCUGGAACCCUUCCUGCAGGCGCAGAGCUUCGAAUGGUAUCGCAGCGCAGCCUGGCACAUGGGCAGUUCAGGUUCAUCUACGGGCCGACCUGAGGGGCGAGUCAAGCCGAACUUCUGCGGAUUUCUCAGCUACUAUGAUUCGAUGCUCACGGAGCUCUCGUCCGCCUUCGCUGAAGAGGAAAGGAUCCGUUUAAACCUGACCGCAGAUGGAAACUGGAGAGGCCCAGGCCGUCGUGGGAACCACAGCCUCGCGGUGAAAGAACUCUCAACCCGGCGCCGCUCACACAACCUCUCCCAGAUCACAAACUAUGAAGCCAACAUAAUGAGCGAGGCCGUCCUCUACACCCUUCGCGCCCUCAACCACUCCUCGUCGUCCUGCACAGGCAUCGACUGGGCCCAAAAGACAGUCGACAUAACCUCCCGCUUCUCUCGACCGCUGACCCAGGUCCUUCAGGUUCUUACAUCCCCGCCGGCCAACAACACGACCAACGCGACCUUCGUGAGGGAGUAUAUCGGCUCCCUCCGCUCGAAAUCGCACGCCAUGCUCAUGCCCUACCUGGCUUAUCCGCUGACCGCCGCUUCCCUCCCAGCAAUCCACGCCCGCUGUACGACAAGCCAAACAUCCGCGCUCCACGAACUCCGUUCCACCCUCCUCCCGACGGAACAAUCCCUCGUCAACAACCUCGAGACCGUCCUCUCAACCAUCUGCACCACGACCCUCUCACUAGCCUUCUCCGUCGAGCAGACCUGGCAGACAUACUACCAGCACCACAACGCCUCCUCUCCGAUCCCCACCGUCCCCGAGUCGGUCGUGCACGCCCUGGUCACGGAGCACAGUGCUUCCAUCUCCCUGCUGCGCGCCUGGCUGGGCUGGUUCCCGGACGAGAUACAAUGCAACCGCGUCUGCGCCGUCGACGAAUUCUGCUUCAUCCCCAUCUGGCCGCUCCUGUUCCUCGAGCCGCGGGGCGCACCUGGCGGCGGCCGUCGAACACCGCCACACCACCCACCGCCGCCUGGACGGGGGCGAGGGCCGGCACCACCCGGGCGAGGUCCACCACGUGGAGGCAACCCUUGGGGGGAUUUGGAGAGCCAGUUGUGGGAGCCGCAGUGUUUGAAGGUUUUGGAUUAGAUUGGGAAAGUGGCCGGUUGGUGGUAGUGGUCCUGAAAGUCUACAUGCGCCAAGGAUGGAGAAAUCUAUAUCUACAUCAUGCUGGUUCAAGCGCCGUGAGGAAAGACCUCGGGGGUCGUUCGGAAAUAACAGGAGACAGUCCGGGUCGUCUUCACAUCCGCCGAACUGUGUCAUUAUACUGUGCUGAACUUAGCAAGACAGGAGAAUUUACGAAACGACUCCGUUGAUCUAUAUAGAGAGACUUCGAGCCGGCACGAGGCUAGCUGGAAAGGGGGAUAUCAUUGGACAGCCAAGUAUCUGCAAGCCGAACGAACUGAGAGGCCUUAGUUAAAUAGAGG